AUGCCGAGCGGCACCGCCGCGGCGGCCGCCUCGCCUUCCCAGCCGCUCCCAUUGCUACCGGCGCUGGGCUCUGUCCUGCUCUCGCCCUCCUUCGAUGGGAAGGAGGCGGCGGCGGCGGCGGGAGCGCUCUGCGGCGCGGACGAUCCUCAGGGCAUGAUGGCGGCGAUGCUGUCCCACGCCUACGGCGGCGGCGGAGGCCUGGGCGGCGGCGGAGGGGCAGCGGGCCUGAACGGCGAGCAGGCGGCGCUGCUCCGCCGAAAGAGUGUCAACACCACCGAGUGCGUGCCCGUGCCCAGCUCCGAGCAUGUCGCCGAGAUCGUGGGCCGUCAGGGUUGCAAAAUCAAAGCACUAAGGGCCAAGACCAACACCUACAUCAAGACCCCUGUGCGUGGAGAGGAGCCCAUCUUCGUCGUCACGGGGCGGAAGGAGGACGUGGCCAUGGCCAAGAGGGAAAUCCUCUCUGCCGCUGAGCACUUCUCCAUGAUCCGAGCCUCGCGCAACAAGAACGGGGCCAUGCUGGCCGGCUUGCCCUGCACCCCCAACCUGCCGGGGCAGACCACGGUCCAAGUCAGGGUGCCUUACCGCGUGGUCGGGCUGGUGGUGGGGCCCAAGGGGGCCACCAUCAAGCGGAUCCAGCAGCAGACCCACACCUACAUCGUGACCCCCAGCAGGGACAAGGAGCCCAUCUUCGAGGUGACGGGGAUGCCCGAGAACGUGGACCGGGCGCGGGAGGAGAUCGAGAUGCACAUCGCCAUGCGUACCGGCAGCUACCUGGAGCUCAGCGAGGAGAACGACUUCCACCACAACGGCACCGACGUCGGCUUCGAGGCGGCCGCCCCCGCCGCCGCCUGGUUCCCCGCCAACCCCCUCCCUCCCGGCCGUGCCAGGAUGGUCUCCAGCUACCGAAACGACAGCUCCAGCUCCCUGGGCAGCGGCUCCACCGACUCCUAUUUCGGAAGCAAUAGAUUGGCCGACUUCAGCCCCACCAGUCCCUUCGGGGCGGGCGGCUUCUGGUUCGGAGAGUCGCUGCCGGCGGUGGGGGCGGAAGACUUGGGGGUCGACCCUCCUGCCUACGACUCCUUGCCCCCCGCGCCCUCCCAAACCAUCUGGACCCCUUUGGAAGCUGUCAACCACCUCCCCAGCUUGGGAGGAGGCAGCGGCGGUGACCCUGCCAAGCCUCAGCAGCGAGGGAGCAGCCACCCCUCCACCCCUCGCGUCUCACCCAUCUUCCUGGAAAGCUUGGAUCACCCUCUGGCCAGGAGAGCCAGGAGCGACCCGCCGGGCGGGGGCGCUCACCCGGCCGGCCUCCCCAUCUACAUCCCUGCCUUCUCCAACGGUACCAACAGCUACUCCUCUUCCAACGGGGGCUCCACCUCCAGCUCCCCCCCGGAGUCGAGGCGGAAGCACGACUGCGUCAUCUGCUUCGAGCGGGAGGUGGUCGCCGCCCUGGUGCCCUGCGGCCACAACCUCUUCUGCAUGGAGUGUGCCAACAGAAUCUGCCAGAAGGAGGCACCGGCCUGCCCCGUCUGCCAGACAGCUGUCACUCAGGCAAUCCAAAUCCACUCUUAA
This is a messenger RNA of Indicator indicator, 1569 nucleotides long. RefSeq names its product mex-3 RNA binding family member C (gene MEX3C). Gene Ontology annotation, molecular function: RNA binding. The record is from RefSeq and is a predicted model, not a curated record. The transcript is spliced from 3 exons. Bases 1 to 1569 code for a protein of 522 amino acids. NCBI's taxonomy places the organism in Eukaryota, Metazoa, Chordata, Aves, Piciformes, Indicatoridae.